AUGAUCGUAUUCUCCGAGCGGCGCCGCCUUACGGUCGCAGUGUUUGCCUUUGCCGCAACCACGCUCCUCUUCCUCGCACUCCACCAGACCCACGCUACCGAGGCGAUCCGCGUGCGUAUCGGUAUCGGCCAGAACCGCUUUGGAGGCACAAGCCAUAACAGGCCAACUAACGACAUCUACCGUACCGGCUCUGGCUUCUCAAAUGGAUCUGCCCCCGUCCUCGCAACCGGCAAGGAGAGAUUCGCAUACGUGACAUUCCUCUCCGGCACAGUGGAUGCCUCCGAUGAUUUGGACGAAGAUUACUACUUCGUCGCCACGCGAAUUCUCUUGUGGCAGCUCCUGCACAACCCCCAGACGCGGACCAGUGGCAUCGAUGUCGUAACGGCGCCGUCAUCCACCCCCGUCGACUUCCUGCACGUCGAGAACGACGAGUGGAUCCACGCGGCCCAGCACCGAUGGGACGACGUCAUGACCAAGCUGCGCGCCUGGGAAAUGACACAGUACAGCCGCAUCCUCAUGCUAGAUGGAGACACUAUGCUCCGGCUCCCCCUUGACGGUGUCUUCGACGACAAAGGUGCCAAACCCCUUGCAACGAAGAAGCUCUCCAACCUCGUAACCCUGCCCGGCGAAGCGCCCCUUCCGCAAACUUACCUUCUGGCCUCCCUCUCCGAAGUCCGGGACUCCACCCACGACUUUGCAAAGGGUCUGGUCAGCAUACAUGGGAAGUGGUGGACGCAGCCGUAUCUGUAUGAGAAUGAAGAAGUGAAGAGGUGGCUGAGGCGCCAGAGGUGGGAGAUGAAGGGGUGGUAUGAUACGUGGGAUUUGAGACAUGCCUGA
Molecule: messenger RNA, 837 nt
Organism: Paraphaeosphaeria sporulosa
Lineage: Eukaryota; Fungi; Ascomycota; Dothideomycetes; Pleosporales; Didymosphaeriaceae
Exons: 2
Coding region: 1-837 (278 amino acids)
Source: RefSeq, a predicted model, not a curated record